Messenger RNA from Austrofundulus limnaeus, 976 nucleotides. It is a transcript of the gene fam162a, whose product is annotated as family with sequence similarity 162 member A. Lineage: Eukaryota; Metazoa; Chordata; Actinopteri; Cyprinodontiformes; Rivulidae. The coding region runs from base 111 to 545 and encodes 144 amino acids. The transcript is spliced from 5 exons. The record is from RefSeq and is a predicted model, not a curated record.
AGGGCCUGGUCAGCUAGUUGACUUUCAUGUUGAUAAGCUGAAGGGGACUAGAGGAAGGGACUGCGGCUGUGUUCAGUACCUCACAGUCUCAUUUAGUUACCGGUUCGGACAUGAAUCUCGUCAGACCUCGCCUGUCCGUCAGAAACCUCCUCGGUCAGAGGAUCAGAGGGAUGUGCAGUAACAAACUGCAGGAGACCAAAGCAGAGGCUUCACCUGCAGCUUCAGCUCAAGAAUCCCAUCCCCAAUUGCAAGUCCCAGGCCUCAGACCCUCUCGGAUGGACAAGAAGAUGUUAGUCUGGACAGGCCGCUUCAAGUCCGUGGACCAGAUCCCAGAUUUUGUGUCKUUCCGGACGAUUGACGCUGCCAGGGACAAAAUGAGAAUAAAAGUUGCCAAUGGGAUGAUAGUGCUGACAUUAAUAGGCUGUGUGGUUAUGGUGAUUUCGGGCAAAAGGGCUGCAGCCAGACACGAGUCCCUGGUAGCUUACAACUUGGAGAAGAAAGCCAGGUGGAGGGAGGAACACGAGAAAGAGAUGAAGGCUCAGUGAAGGAGAGCUCGUCCCGACGGAGCGAUCACACCCCCCCACCCCCCAAACUGUGGGCACAGAGGGUCUCCCUUCCUGCUCCCACCUCAGAGUAGUAGAACCAUGAAACAAUCAGCUAUGGUGGUACUUCUUUAAAAACUUACUUACGUUUCUUACUUGUGCAAAAACGUUGAACGGCACCUUUUCAAACAGCACCAAUGUAAUGGGAAAAAUAAAACGGAGGCAACAAAUUCUAUUUCAGAUUAAAGAAGUUUUAAACUUUUAUGCUUUUAGGUUUGUUUCCCAGAAAAAAAAGUAGCGUAUCUGACACAAAUGUUUUGUUAUUGUUUAUAUAUCAAUAGAAUGAAGUUUGUUUUUGGCUCGUGGUGUUGUUUUUUUUUUUGUAGAAGCAAAACAUUUAAAUAAAUGAAUGUUUCUUCUUAAUCUGAUUUUAA